AUGAGUGCGCUUCUCGCCGGAUUGGCGACGUCCCCUCAGUGCGCAGUCAAGUUCUUCGUCUUCUCAUCGAAGAAAGGGAAGACGACGCCACAUAUCAGAGGCGUGUGGAUUGACAAACCCAUGUUCCGCCUGUGCUGGCAGAGCAACGACUCGUCAACUGACUUCCAAUCAU
Messenger RNA from Sphaeroforma arctica JP610, 172 nucleotides. RefSeq lists its product as hypothetical. The record is from RefSeq and is a predicted model, not a curated record. The annotation marks the transcript as partial. Lineage: Eukaryota; Ichthyosporea; Ichthyophonida. The transcript has a single exon.